AUGGUAAGGUAGUGAACUACAGAGGCCUACAAGAGAGAGAGAGAGAGAGAGAGCAGUGGAGCUUUGGAAGCUAUGGCAGCAGCCCUAAGCUCCCAAUUUCAUCCUACAACAUAUAGGAGUAUCAAAAAUGUCAAAACCAAGCAGCUUGUAUCUUGCUCAAUGCAGCAACCCUCUCAGAGCAACAUCAAGGUGGUUAUAAAUGGAGCAGCAAAGGAGAUUGGAAGGGCAGCAGUGGUUGCAGUCACUAAAGCUAGAGGAAUGGAGGUGGCUGGUGCUGUGGAUUCUCACCUUGUGGGUGAAGACAUUGGAAUGGUAUGUGGCAUGGAAGAGGCUCUAGAAAUGCCCAUAAUCAAUGAUCUAACCAUGGUAUUAGGUUCCAUAUCUCAGUCAAAAGCCACUGGGGUGGUGGUUGAUUUCACUGAUCCUUCUACAGUUUAUGAAAAUGUGAAACAGGCAACAGCAUUUGGUAUGAACAGUGUGGUUUAUGUGCCUCGAAUCAAACUAGACACAGUAACAGCAUUAUCUGCAUUUUGUGAAAAGGCCAGCAUGGGUUGCCUGGUCGCCCCAACUCUGUCCAUAGGAUCUAUACUCCUCCAGCAAGCUGCAAUUUCAGCUUCUUUCCACUACAACAAUGUUGAGAUUGUUGAAUCCAGGCCCACUCCAACUGACUUUCCAUCACCAGAUGCAAUCCAAAUUGCUAACAACCUCUCAAACCUGGGCCAAAUAUACAACAGAGAAGACAUUUCAACAGAUAUUUUGGCAAGGGGUCAAGUUCUGGGUGAAGAUGGGAUCCGGGUCCAUAGCUUGGUCCUUCCAGGCCUUCCAUCUAGCACAACCGUCUACUUCUCCGGCCCUGGAGAGGUUUACUCUCUCAAACAUGACAUCACAGAUGUGCGGUGUCUCAUGCCAGGCCUAAUCCUGGCCAUUAGAAAGGUCGUGCGGCUGAAGAAUUUGGUGUAUGGCUUGGAGAAAUUUUUGUAGAGACCUGAUGUUCUUCAAUUUCUGAGAGUGGAAUUUUAACCUUUCUACUCAUUCAGUGGCCCUCCCUGAUCAUCCAUCCUGUAAGCAAAUAUUGGACAGAAGAAGAUUGAAUAUGAUAAUGGAAGGAGAGAGGAGGGAGAUCUUUAAGCACUUUUCAGAAAGAAGUGUAUUAGAUCAUUUUCAUAUAAUGAUGAGAUGUAAUUUGAGAAACCUCGCAGUUUUUUUGUACUUGAUUUAUGAUUCAAACAUGAGCAAGGCUUUUCAGAUAUCAUAAAAUGCAGUGUGAUCAAAGUA
Vitis vinifera (wine grape) is the source of this 1275-nucleotide messenger RNA. Its product is annotated as putative dihydrodipicolinate reductase 3, chloroplastic-like. Gene Ontology annotation, cellular component: chloroplast stroma. Lineage: Eukaryota; Viridiplantae; Streptophyta; Magnoliopsida; Vitales; Vitaceae. The record is from RefSeq and is a predicted model, not a curated record. Gene Ontology annotation, molecular function: 4-hydroxy-tetrahydrodipicolinate reductase activity. The transcript is spliced from 10 exons. The coding region runs from base 73 to 981 and encodes 302 amino acids.